Molecule: messenger RNA, 9579 nt
Organism: Durusdinium trenchii
Lineage: Eukaryota; Dinophyceae; Suessiales; Symbiodiniaceae
Source: the annotation of a GenBank genome assembly
AUGCUGGCUUUACCAGCCGUAGUUCUUAUCUUUUCCGCUGCCUUCGUGAUUUCCGAUGCUGCCAAGAUACAAAGCAUUUAUCCGGCACGUGGAUCGACCGAAGGUGGAACCUUCUUGGUGAUCUCAGGUUCAGGCUUUAUGAUGCCUGUGGAGGCGAAUCCUUGGGAUUCACAAGUCGUGUACGUUGGCUCUAAAAUUUGCAACAUCCACGCGCAUUACACUUCAUCAACACAGAUUGUUUGUCAGACAACUCCACAUGACGUAGUAGCUGAAAGCUCUGAGUCACUCACUGUCAGUGUACAGAUGUUUGGCGGCCUGGGCUUGGCCGGCUAUGUUUCAAAAAGCAGUGCGUUUCAGUACCACUGGUACGACACACCAUUGUUCUACUGGUCUGAUGGAUGGGCCGGUACUGGAGGAGACAUCGUGGCAUUUCAAGGAGAUGUAUAUCCUGGUGCCAGUGUGACCGGACAGUUUGACAUCCGCAUUGGUGGUGCUCGAUGCAUUACAAACCAAGAGACCAUGCCCCUGAGCUCGCGGCGACGUGGCUCUUUGAAGCAAGUCCGCUGCCAACUUCCGGAUGAUGAGUUGCUACCAUCUGGCCACUACAACGUCACCGUUGCAGUGGGUAGCUUGGAUCGUGAAGAUGGAGACUGCCCCAAUGCCUUGUGCUUUCCAUACACGGAAGAGCAGGCGGGCACUCGGUAUGGCUAUGGCAUGGCUGCCAUCGUUCCACCCGUGACGCAUGAUUCCAUUGGAAAAUUGAAGAGGGUGUGGGGUGGAAAUAUGGAUCUGGAGACUGGACAGUUGUACCACUACACGAUUUACCCCCAGGUGACCUCCAUCGAGCCAACGGAGGGUGGAUGGUAUGGUGGCAACAACCUGACGCUUCAUGGAACUUCGUUUGCUGUGGAGUUGUACGCCAAUGCCGUCACAGUGGGCGGCCAACCCUGUGAAGUGCUUGAGGCUUCAUUGAACAAGCUCGUGUGUCGAGUGGGGAGCUGGCAGGGUGCCGCUCGCAAAGGCCAUUCCAUGCGCGGGCUGAGGAACGCCGGAUACUCCAGCCGGCGACGAUUGUCCUACGGCAUUUCGUCCGUGCCUGCUGAAGAGGCUCGAGAGUUGUUGUACCAGAACUUUUACAAGGGCAGCUUGGAUGCCUUGGACUCGGAGUUUCCCGGCGAUAUGGAUACCUUGGGUGACCACCGGAUGCGGGAACUCACCGGCUAUUUCGUGCCUCCGUUGACUGCCAGCUAUUCGUUCUACAUCUGUGGGGAUGACCAGAGCUCCAUCGAGAUCGGGAGCACACAAGGUGCACCCAAUGAAACGCUUCAGAUCGUGGCCAGCCACGACACCUGGGUGACCAGCGGGGAGUACGCUCAUACGAACCCCCAUUGCUGGUACUAUCGUGAAGACCUUCAAAGCCUACCUGAUUUAUCAGGACCCACCAAGAAGGUCUCCGAACCCCUUUUCCUGCAAGCAGGGAUGCGAUAUCCCUUCCGCUUGAGGAACAUCGGCUACGGAGGAUGGAAUUGGUUCCGGACUGGCAUCAAGGUGGCUGGACUCAACUCGGCUGUGACGGCAGAGGGAAGCACACUGUCCUCAAACCAGGUGCAACAUAUGACGGCGGUGUUCCCCUCCAUGGAAGUUCAGGCCAUUCGUCUUCGGGCAGAUGGAGUCCUUCGAGAGAAGCAUUACAUCGAGAUCGCGGAUGUCACGCAGCCGGGUAGCUUCCGGAUCCGUAUGACUGCGCAAAGGGGCCAGGAAGCUAGCAUGUCCUUCUCCAAUGCCGUGGAUCCAGGAACCAUCAGGGACGGUGUUCAAGAUGCCAAUGUCAUCAUAGCUGGUGAGGAGCCUUACAGGCUCCAUGCUUGCCGAAGCGUGAGCGUUGAGACCACCGAGACUGGUACUGCACGCCGCUUCACACUCACUUUCAAUUGCCCUUUGGAGGUUGACACCACCAAGUGGCUUUCGAUUGAGAUCGUCAGUGCCGGAAUGGGUGCGGCAACGGCUGGUUUGCUGCAACAGGCCAGUGCGCCCUUGUCUGGCACCUUCAUUGUGGGCCACACGGGCACUUGGAGUGCUCCAAUUGAGGCGCGGCAAUCGACCACCAGCUGGACCUAUUUGACCGAGCAGAUUUCCAGCCUCAGGCGAACCGUCGAUGCGGAUGGUCAAUUGGAGUUGGAGUGCUGGAGGCAUCCAGAUGGAUGGGCCAACGGCGAGGCGUUCCAGGUGCUCGUGCGCUUCCGCCGGCCCCUGGGAGACGUGGCCUUGCUGGAAGUCAACGGCACAGACACGAUGAUGGGCACCGGCUUCACCCUGGAGGUCUACCCGGUGGAGGAUGGGGAUUCCAAUGCCAUCUUCCUGGAACGGGUGCCUGCAGAUCUCUUUGAGGUGCCAGAUCCAAGUGAUGCAGAUGUUCAGCCCGUCCGCGUGGUGUCAAAUGGAGUCGUUGGUGGAAUAGGCGGCAGCAACGUUUUAGGUUACAAGUACUCCAUCAGCAUGGUCCCCGUUCUUCUCAGCGCCACGCCCACCGUCGUGGAUGCGAAUGGCACGGUGACCUUGGUGGUAAGCAACAUCACAGCCUAUGAUGCGAACAACGCAAAUUGGACACAGGACCUUCAAGUUGUGCUCGGCGAUGGCGCUGGAUUUUGUCAGGACUUCCAAGAAGUCUCGGCACAUGCCACUGGCAUCACGAUCACUUGCAUGCUGGCAAAUGUUCCAGCGGGCGAGUACUAUGUGCACCUGGUGUCCAUCACUCAGGGCCAAGCUGAUCCAUCUCAGGCUCCAUUGAUUACCGUGGAUGCCGUGGUGGACGCAGUCACUCCAGACAUGGGCUCUUUAGCUGGUGGCAGCGUCUUGGCGCUCUUUGGUGUGGGUCUGCGGGGGCUGAACUGUUCAAAUGUGCUUGUCGCGGGUGUCGCCUGCACAGAACCUGCAGCCAGCAGGAUUGAGGUCAUGAGCAGUGGGAGCUUGGUGUGCCUUACUCCGCCCAUGGAUGGCUUUAAUCCUGACGAUCAGAACAACUGGCCUUCAACCACGCCAGCUGAGAUCACUCUCACAAAGCCAGCAGAUCGUGCAUCUGUCGUACGAGCAACCUUCACGUAUGCAUCCAGCUACACACCCUUGUUGGAAAUGCUUUCUCCAUCCUUCUACUCAUCUGCCCUAAGCACCACCAUUUUGAUCAACGGAAGUGGCCUGGCCUCUGCCAGUGGCGAGACGGCACUUCCCAUCGUUCAGUUUGGCGAGCGCAUGGGCUCUGUGACGUCCCAGGAGGAUUGGUCCCUGCACGUCUUCCUCCAGCGAGCAGCACCCACGCCGCCACUGGAGGCGGUCACCGUGCCUUUGGCCUGGAUCCCGGGCAAAGGCUUCGCGGCGGUGCUGCAGUCGGUGACCUUCGAGUCGCGCUUCGAGGUGACCGAGGUGUUGCCCGCGAUCGCCUCGAAGGCAGGUGGCGUGGUGGUGUUCCUCACUGGGGCUGGAUUUCACCCCUGGUCCGCUGCCAAACACCUUAUCAACUUUGAGCUCGAGGAUGGCACGAGCCGCCCCUGCGAGGUGAUGAAUGGCAAUGAGACUCACUUGAGUUGUCGUCUCAAAGGUGGUGCGAAGCCCGAGAAGUUGCCCGAGACCCUCUAUGGCGACGACACCUUCAUGCGUCGUCUGUCCGGCGACGCUUCCGGCCCGCCCACGGCGUCCACGGCGUCGAAGCCUCAGCUUCGCUGCCAUGCUGGAGCGGAUGACCAUUCGAAGGUGCGCUGCUUCGCCCAAGCGAUGGCCCGCGCCGGCAGCCUCCGGUCGCUGCCCUCGGACACCGCCGGAGGGCGGACGGGCGAGAUGCUGGAGUGGAUUCGACGCGCCGAACUGGAAGGUGGCGGCAAACCAAUGGUGGAUGUGGUGUAUGACAUUGACGACACGACGGAGGAUGCGCCAGUUCUUGGCCCUGAAACACAAGAUGGUGAGCCGGCGAGGCGCUUGCAGGAGGAGGAUGUGACGGAUGCGGAGACGGGCUUGGCUGGUCUUCCACGCUGGGGUGUGGCCAGUGACGAGGCGGAGGACUUCCGCUUGAUGCACAUGCGGACAAAGCACUUCCAUGGCAAGGAGUUCGAGCGGAGCUCGGAGCCGAGCUCCGUGCUCCUCCAGGAGCCCGGCUGGACAGAGGUGGAGGACUUCGGCGCGGAGGAUGAUUCCGAUGGACACAGCUUGGGUCGAAGCUUGGCGUAUGACAACAGCAGCGACAGCAGUGAAAUUGGGCCUCCCGAGAUCCUCACUUUGGCUCUGAGUCUGAACGGCGUGGUGCCCACGUGUCGAGCCCUGGAGGGUUGUGGAUUGAAUUUAACCGAUGCCGCCACGCCGGUGGUGAAGCGGGUGACUCCCAGGAACGGCUCAUACGCUGAUGGCAUCAAUGUGGUGAUCACACUUUCAAUGAUGGACAAGCCGGAGCAAGUGCAGAUCUUUUUUGGACCCUUCGAGUGUCCCAACCCCGUGGUGUCCCAAUCCGGAGGCGAUUGGACCAUCACCGUGCCACUCUGCUCCUUUGAGGCCUCCAAGACGCCCGUCUAUGUCUUGACGAGUAGCGGCUAUGCAGUUGGGGCGUCUCCGAUCACCGGCGCUGGCUUUUACUUUGAACAGCUCUUGAGGCUGUCCAGCAUCGUGGCCAGCAGUGGCUCGUUCUAUGGAGGCACUUUGGUGGCCAUUCGCGGUGCCGGCUUGGGCCCUAGCCUCGGCAUGAACUAUGCCACGGUGGGCGGGACACCAUGUGAAGUGGCCAGUGCCUCCAAUGAUGAGGUUCAGUGCUACACCCCUGCAGCACCCUCAGAAUUGGCCAAUGCCAAUGAAUCCACCCGCACUUUGGAGGUCAAAGUUCAUGUGAUGUCCGCCGAGGUCGCGACCAAAGCGGGCUUGGUGGCCGAGUAUUUCUUCUUCACCCAAGGAAGGACUUUGCCGAACCUGGAUUCGCGCGUUCCAGAUUUGCGCCGGAUCGAGGCGAAUGUGGACUACCCAGCCACCUCGAGUGCAUGGCACAACGGCAUGUCGGUGGUCGACAACUUUGCCGUGAGGUGGACAGGCUAUGUGACCGUCACCAGCAGCGGUAGCUAUACCUUCUUUUUGGGCUCCGAUGACGGGAGCAAACUUUAUCUCAAUGGUGCCAUGGUCAUUGACAAUGACGGAGCUCAUGGCUUCGAAACUCGAACAAGCUUACCUCUCCAGCUAUCCCCGGGGCCACAUCGGCUGACCCUCCUCUUCUACGAAGGCGUUGGAUCCAGUGGUGUUCGACUGCAGUACCGUGGCCCAGAUACGGGUGGUUCCGUCAUCACGGUGCCAAGCUCUGUUCUGUCUCAUGGAGAGUACGCCGAGGUGCCCACUCUUUCCUACACCUACAAUGAGCCAUCUGCGUCUCCGACGAUUGAGAACUUGACGGAGACGGGACGCGAACUGGAGCUCUUGGGGACGUUGUUUGGUUCCUCGGGGAUGGUGACACUCGGCACCGCCAGCAAUCCCAACACCAACUUCCACUGUGUGGCCUCCAUCUGGACGGAUACUCGAAUCGUGUGCGAGCGGCCCGAUCUUCCUUCCGGGGCAUGGCAAGUGCGCGUGUACUCGGACACUGAUGGCUGGUCGAAUCCAGCUCCUGUGCUCAUUUGGGUAGACUUGACCAUCUCUUCUGUGGAGUCUAAUGGCAUCAAUGUCUCAGCAACGCGCACGGAGCACCCUUGGAUCUUGGUGAUGAAACUCUCCCAAGGAGGGGUUCUGGGCUACAACUCGCAGCUGUGGACCAACACGGACUUGCUGAACCCGGAGUCUCCCGAGGAUCGUCCCGACAAUGCCAAGUACCAGGCCUAUUUGGAUGUGCCAUUUCGAAGGCUUCGUGCUUGUGUUGGAAGUUCUCAUGGGCAAUGCAUCUAUCACAGCUUUGAGAGUCCUUGGAGCAGCGCUUUGGCUCUCUUCUCUGCAGGCUAUGUGAGGGACACGUCCGUUGAUCAGGCUGGAAUGGUCCAAGCAUUUGGGGCCACACCCGGGUCUUAUCGGACCUGUCCAAUGAUGAAACCAGGCUUCAACCUGGAAUGCGCCGCGAACAACCGUGCUCGCUGGGGCUUUUGCGCCAAUUGCCCUAGCCAGCGGUGCCAUGAGGAGGGUGAGGAUGCGGAUGCUGCGGUGGGCAUUGGUUUGACCGGACAAUCCUCCGACCCGGUUGGAGCUGGUUGGACCUCCUACUUCGCCAGUGGCGGUGGGACCUGCGAAGCCUCGAGCACCACUCACCGAGAUGUCUGGCUUUGGGUGGAGAACAUGAACAUCACCGACGGAGGUGUGGAAGGCUCGCUCUACAGUGGCUACGGUGGAGGGGUGACCGUGGCGCUCCAGGGCGCCGGCUUCGGCUUCGAGGCCUCGCAGACGCGGGUCACCGUGUGUGGAGAGCCUUGCGAGGUGUCCACGAGCGACGGAAGCAGCGUCAAGUGUACAGCACCUUCAAUGACAGAUCAGGAGCUCAUUGAUACCUUUCCAGAGUCCUUCCCAUCGAUUGAUCUGGCCACAGUGGCCUCGAAAUUUUACACCGAUCGCGGGGAGUUUGAAUCACAACUCUCUGAACUGGCCUUCACGUCCUCCAUCGACCAGCAAAUCGAUAUGUCAAUGGGUCUUGGAACAAGAAGCAGCGACUGCUGGUUUGGCUUUGAGCUUCCCCCAAGCAAGGAAGCAUUCUUGACGGCCGUGGACUUUUUUCCCCCGACGGAUCCUAAUCGGCGAGCCAAGGUGGCCGAGACCGUCUUCGAGGUCCGGAGCUUCUCGGGGAAUUUGACGUGGACGGAGGUCGCCAGCGUGCGCGACACCACGAUCACGGGGUCCACCAUUGCGCAAGGUUGGACCUCCUUCCCAAUCGUGGGCGCUGGGCCCAAUGGAAGCGCUGUUGCGCAAGCCUUUCGCGUCCGAAUUUUACCGGAUGCGUGCCGAUCCUCAGGGGAGAUCAUGCGCGGCGUGCGGUUCAGAGGCAUUUUGCUGAACAAGGGGAACACCAAUGCUUGCCCCAUUGAGGUCGACAGCGUUUCACACCCGUUGGCUUCUGCCAUUGGUGGCUCAGCCUUGCUGCCGGUCGUGUUGUCCUACAGCGUCGAGCGGACGCCGGUGGUGGCAUACCUGACGCCCAACCGGGGCACGGCACGGGGAGACACCUUGGUGACACUGCUGGGACAGGGGCUGGAACCCUUGGACUCACAAGGAAGUGCCACGAGUGUGUCGAGUGACAAUGCGCAAAUCACCUUCAACCAGUAUCCUUGUCGUCCGGACAGUGCCAACAGCACGGCUUUGAGCUGCUACACCACGGAACGCAAUGCGGGCAUUUUCGCUCCUUUCACGCAGGUCUUCCUUGGGGGUAGGGGUUAUGCGAUCAUCUCCCUGGCAGCAGAAGACACCGUGUUUAGGUACGUGGACAAGUGGAGUAACAUCUACAGUUGGCAAGAUUCCGAACCGCCUGUGGAUGGCGAUUCAGUGGUGGUUCCUGAGGGCCAAGCGAUCAUGCUCGAUGUGGACUCGCCCAAGCUCUUCUUGCUCCUAAUCUCUGGCUACUUCGAAUUUGACCGGAAGGAUUUGCAAUUGGACUCCACCUACAUCUGGAUCGCUGGUGGAAACUUUUAUGUGGGCUCCGAGGCGGCUCCGUUCUUGCAUCAGGCGACCAUCACCUUGCAUGGUGACCGUUGGCACACCAUCGAGCUGCCAGUGAUUGGCUCCAAGAUGUUAGCCGUGACAGACCUGGGAGGACUAGGUACCUGUGCCCAUCUGUAUGACCGGAAUGUGCGGCUCUCUCAGACUGGAAAGCACUACGUGGACCCCUGCCCGGUGAAGCUGGUGGGUCGCCUGGAGCUCCAUGGGCGCCCGGGCAUCAGUUGGACGCGCCUGGUGGAGACCGCGCCGGCCGGAGCGGACCUCUUGAAGCUCGAGGAGGCCGUGGACUGGGAGAUCGGCACCGAGGUGGUCAUCACGCCCUCCGAGCGCCACGCUGAAGAGGUCCGUAAGGUGCUGAGCCUUGAGGACAACGGCUUCACGCUCCGUUUGGACGAGCCUUUGAGGCAUGAGCACCUGGGCACUUGGUACUACAAUGAUGAGAUUCCAACCCCCACGGACCUUCGUGCAGCUGUUGGAAGGCUCAAUCGCAACGUCAAGGUGCAAGGUGAUGAGAAGUCACUCUCCGCCGGAAACUCCUUUAUGUUUGGCGUUCACAUCGGCGCCUUCCACGGCGGCAUCAUGCGGAUUGAGAACACAGAGAUCACUCGCAGCGGUCAGGCCGCCAAUUUUGGCCGCUAUUCCUCGCAUUGGCACGUGCUCUCACCACAUCGAACCGUGGAUGUGGCUGAUGUUGCCUUCCUUCGGAACAACAGCUAUCACGAUACCUUCCAGCGUGCUGUGGUGGUGCAUUCCACAGACUUCGCCGUGGUGCGAGACAACGUGGCCCUGAAAACCAAAGGCCAUUCCUUCUUCACGGAGGCGGGCGAUGAAGUCUUCACGCUCUACGAGCACAAUCUGGCCGUCCAUCCACUUCAGCAUCCGUUGCUCUUGGAUGACGACAUGGACCCGGAGACGGGCACUCAGCACCAGACUGGAGACGAACUGAAGCUGAGAAGCCGUCUCAGCCCGGAUGCGAAGCACAACCCAGAUGCGCCAGCACACACAGCACAAAGAUUGGAGGCACCUGCAAUGAUGAGACACCGCUUCCGCGCGGGCGAGGUGAUGAGAGGCCUGGGGAUUCCCAUCCGCUUCGGACUGGACAGACCGACCAGCGUUCCGUGGUUUUGGGGCGACGCAGCUCGACAAGGUGUCCUAGAUUUUCUUCUACAAGGUGGAAGGCACGUGGAUACGGCGCAACUCUACGGCAACCAUAGAGAAGUGGGCGAAGGAGUGCGGCUUGCCAUCGAACAAGGAGUGCCAAGAGAGGAGAUCUUCCUGACGACCAAGAUUUGGCCUGACGAGUUUGGAUUUGAAAAGGCUAUGGCCUGGGCUCCACAGAUGCUUGAUGAACUUGGGCUGGAGUAUGUAGAUCUGGUGCUGUUGCACAUGGCCAGUGCUGACGACAAGGACUGUGGAACACCAAAGCAGUGUCGCCAAGAGACCUGGCUCGCGUUGCAAAGAUUCCAUCGCAAGGGCAAGAUCCGGUCACUUGGAGUUAGCAAUUUUGGCCCUCGACAGAUGCAGGAGCUUUUCGACUUGGGCGGAGUACCAGUCUCAGUGAACCAGUUGGAGUACCAUCCUUGGGUGCCCAGCAUCCAUCGAGAAACGGUGGCCUGGUGCCACAGGAGGGGUGUGGUGGUUACAGCUUAUGGCUCCAUGGGUAGCAAUGCAUACGCCUCGCAGAUCACUACACAGGAGGCGCUGAAGCAGAUGGGAGAAUGGCAUGGCAAGAGCGCAGGACAGAUACUGCUGCGUUGGGCAGUGCAGCAGAACGUGAGCGUCAUUCCGGGCACCUCAAAUCCGAAGCAUCAGGUUGAAAACCUGGCGAUCUUCGAUUUUGAGCUUGGAAGCCAAGAGAUGGAGUUGUUGAACCACAUUCCUGAGAGUGAUCACAUGCUGUAUUUUGGUCAUACACCAGACCAAUUUCAGUGA